UAGCGAAAAUUCAAACUUGUACGGUGGUUGUCUCUCUCUGGCGCUGAGAGUCUUGUCAGAUCUGAGGAUAUGCGAAUCGGGUAAUCAAAAGGAUCGUAGUAGCCCCUGCUGAGAUGGAACUGGAAGAUGGUGAUGCACGGGGGAAGCACAGGAUCCUUGCUGAGCUUGGCCGCGUCGAAGAGGAAGUCAGAUUCUUGGAGAAAGAGUUGGAAGAGCUCGGGCAGACUGAUACCGUACCAACCGUGUGUGAGGAGCUGCUCUGUCUCAUCGAGAAAGCACCCGACCCUCUCUUGCCACUGACCAAUGGGCCUUUGAACUUGGGAUGGGACCGGUGGUUUCAAGGACCAGAUGGGGGAGAUGGCUGCAGAUGCUUUAUGCUUUGAUCCAUGGGUUUACAUUAAUAUAGGCGGGGCUAGUUUCGGUGUUAAGACUAGUUUACAUGGGACCCAAAGUUUUAACAUGUGUGAUGAUCUAUAUCGUCGUAGUAGAAAAAUCGUACAGAGCUUUGGAUUGUGUAGAAUGGUUAAGUUGCAAGUAUGUAAGCUAAGCAGUAGAAUAUUUUGUAUGUAUGAGAUUCGAAUCUGGCAUCCGAGCAAUCAGAGUUUGAGCUUCUCAUC
Molecule: messenger RNA, 617 nt
Organism: Brassica oleracea var. oleracea
Lineage: Eukaryota; Viridiplantae; Streptophyta; Magnoliopsida; Brassicales; Brassicaceae
Product: guanine nucleotide-binding protein subunit gamma 1
Exons: 4
Coding region: 114-383 (89 amino acids)
Biological process (GO): G protein-coupled receptor signaling pathway
Source: RefSeq, a predicted model, not a curated record